AUCUUUAUUUACUGUAGUAACGUGUAUCAGUAUUAUCUAUAGUAAUGAGUAUCAGUGUUAUCUAUAGUAACGUGUAUCUUUAUUUACUGUAGUAAUGUGUAUCAGUAUUAUCUGUAUUUAGGAAUGUCUUUAUUUACUGUAGUAUCAGUAUUUCCUGUAGUAACGCCGUUGGGAGGCGCGUCUAUAGCAACCGAUUUGCAGACACGAGCACAAAGCGAUGCAUCUGUACUUUUGUUAGCUGUAGCACCGGUUAUUCUGGACCUGUGUACACUAAUGUACUAAGGAGUUAUUAAACUGAAGUGUUUGCUUGCAGAUUUUUGUCAUGCUUCAAAUCCCAAUGUCAGAAUAUGAGCGCAAACAUCUGUCGACACUUUCGAGACUUUCUGACGACGAUAUCUAUCAUAUUUGGUCGCUCGUGUCGUGUUUUAUUAAGCAACAGAUGUUCAUGCGAAAGGGGGUUUAUAUCUUCGGUUUAGGGACUUUCACGUUCUGCCAGCAGAAACUCAACUUCGGGAACAAACAUAUUCUCAUACAGAGACCUGUUUUCAUCCUGGCAGAGAAACUCUCUCAUUAUUAUGGAUUUAAACAGAUCAAACCACAGGCUACAGACGUGCCGGUGGGGCCGCUCAACUUCUCGGCCCUGAGCGCCGAGGGCCCGUUCCAGCGAGACGCAGUGGAGAGAUGCGUGCGAGAAACCCUUCACCUGCUGCUCCGCGCCGCAGCCACUCGACCGUCUGUCUCGCACGCUUUCCCUGGGAUCGGAGUCCUGACUUUCCGACAAAGCCGAGUCAAGAUGCUGUUCUGCCGUGACUUCAUCUCAGCCUUAGACGGCACUGGGAAACUUUCCUCAGCUUCAGCCAGCAGACCGGAGUCGAGGAACUCUAGAGAAUCUGAGCGACGCUGCAAUGUGCCGCGACCUGCGACCUUCAGCGGCGCCACGCUUCCCAGAAUAUCAGCAGGAGAAGCUCUGAGAAAACAGCUGCAGACUGAUGAAGAUGAUGAUGAUGGUGGAUGGGGUUUGUCAUGAGGAGAUCUGGGCUCACGCUGACAGUUUGAGGAAAUAUGGUAGCUCUGUACUGUUCUGUGUUAGACUCACUCUCAUCUCAUUAUAUCUGCAACAGAGAAGCGUCAGCCAGCGGACAGAGCGACUGCGACUGACCUCACAGACGGGAUGGAGGACAAACGUCCAGCAAAUGCUGACAGAGGCGUCUCUCUCAGCAUCGCGACAGUAAAGAGCAGCGCUGCAGAUGCGAGUCUGGACCGAGCGUGCCGUGACCACAGACGGGCCGGACAGGAGCUGUGUUACGUCUGCAUGCAGCGAGCGCAGAGAACCCUUCCUUUAUACCAGUCUGAUGAGAGCAGAGCUGAGCGCGAGCAAGAACGAGUGUUAAUGCUUCAAGAACAUCAGAAAGACCUAAAGUAUUUCCAGAGAGAAGAGAUGGACAGACAGAAGAAGCGGGAGGACAGUCAGAAGCUGGCUGCGUUUAAUCUGGCCGCUGCAGAAGCUCAGAGACGCAGGAAAGCGCAGGCAUACAGCCAAUCAGACGGCUCGUACAUCUUCGUGGGUCGAGCCUGCAGCGCAGACCAUCUGCCGCAGCAGAGAUGCUACAUGCAGGAGUCAGCCAGACGCAGCCAGAUGCAGACGGAGCUGAUGCAGACGGAGCUGAUGCAGGAGGCAGACAGACGCAGACAGACGCAGACGGACAGACUGCAUCUGCUGCAGCUCUCUGAAGAGAUUGCAUUAGAAAAAUCUCAGCAGCUUCAUGAGAAACACGAGACGGCCAAGAAGUACCGAAAGGCACUUGAAGCACAAACGGAUCGCCGCUGUUCAGAAAUCUCUCCGCGUUUCGACGCGCGGCCCAUGUUUGGACUGAUGGACUCCAGUCCGGCGGCUUUAGCGGAGCAGAGACGGAGAGCGCAGAACAUCUCUGAAGAGCUGAUGAAUACAGCCAACCAGAGGAGGAGAGAAACGCUGGAGAAACGCUUGAACGAGCAGAAGAGAGAAAGAGAAAUGAUGCAGAGAGACCUCAAAGAAAUGUUAGACGAGCGAAUCCGUCGUUACGAGAAGCUGUGUCUCCUGCGGGCCGCGUGCGAGGAGAACUGGCACCGCAGCGCUGACCUCAAACACCAGCGAGACCGAGAGGGACUCAACAGCAGGAGGUUCGGUGGUCAAACUCUGACAGAACAACUGGGAAAAUAUGAGCGAUGUAGUCAAUGCAAACGCAGCACCGCCAACCGCGGCGAGAGCAACGUCUUCAGAGACACGAGUUAUGUGACUGGAGCUCGACUGAUGCUGUAGACCUCGGAUUUCAACCCAGAUAAUAAAGAUGAGCAAAAUAAGUGUAUGCUUCCUCAUCCACAUUUACAGCAAACUGAGAGCAUCUGCUGUGUUCAUUUGGCAUCGUUUACACAGAGAUGAAUCACAUUGUGUUUAUUCUUCAGCACUGAUCUCAUCACAGCUGCAUUUCAACAUCAGCGAAGAUGAAGAAUGUGACGCGAAUGUGCAGAUGCAGAUUUUGUUCUUAUUUGAUAUGUUUUGAGCAGAACUUUAAAUGCGCCUUCAGCCGUAGAACAUGAUAUUGAGAUAUUUUGAUAUUCAUAGAUCCACAAACGCUUUGUUCUCUGUUUGCAGAAUUUUCUCAGAAAAUUAAUUCUUUGGAAAGAGAUGAAAGUUUUCUGCAUGUGAUUCAUCAGUAUAAAAGACGUGGUGGAGAAUGUGCCAUGAUGCUCCAUUAGUUCAUAUUUAACAACAUAUAAUGUUCUUGCAUCAUGACCAGUGCACACCUUAGAUGCGAUUCAGUGUUUAACGUUGAUGCUGUGAGCUUUC
Messenger RNA from Sinocyclocheilus anshuiensis, 2827 nucleotides. Its product is annotated as coiled-coil domain-containing protein 81. NCBI's taxonomy places the organism in Eukaryota, Metazoa, Chordata, Actinopteri, Cypriniformes, Cyprinidae. The transcript is spliced from 14 exons. The record is from RefSeq and is a predicted model, not a curated record. Gene Ontology annotation, cellular component: microtubule organizing center. The coding region runs from base 1172 to 2299 and encodes 375 amino acids.